Molecule: messenger RNA, 1128 nt
Organism: Truncatella angustata
Lineage: Eukaryota; Fungi; Ascomycota; Sordariomycetes; Amphisphaeriales; Sporocadaceae
Exons: 2
Coding region: 1-1128 (375 amino acids)
Source: RefSeq, a predicted model, not a curated record
AUGAGUCCUCCUCCCAGCCGCCGGUCUCGAAGUUUAGCUCUGCGCAAAGCGCAAAGUGUAGCCGACCACCAAUCCCCAAAACACGAUAUAUCCCAAGCCAACCGAGUGCCAUUGGGAAGUCUUCCUAAGCCCAUUAUCAAGUUUGAACCAAUCGACCCACCUCAGCAACCUACUGUGAGCCAACCGGAAGACCAUCAUGAUGCCAUACAAGGCUCUGGCGGUAUCGAACCUCAGCCAAAUAUAGCGGUUCAACAUCAAGAACAACAAAGGGUUGAAGCUCCAGUCAACAGCGUAUAUAAUCAAGGCUCCAAACACGCAAAUCCACGAAGAGAUAGCGCAACAGCUGCCUUGCGCUCAGACACCCGGCCCAGUACUGGAUUAUCCCGAGCUGAUGCCCGGCCAAGUGUACAUCGGAUGCAUACCGGACCAUUUCAUAGGCCCAGAUCUAGAGUUGAGCAGAUCAAGCGGCACCUUUUGUCGAAUAGUGCAUCGCCAUCAGUACUACAUGGGCACACCGGCGUUCCAGGUGUGUUUCGUAUUCCUGAUCGCGUCAUGAACGGAAGUCCUCGGUCUCAUGCUCGCCAGUCCUUGCGUCCCCGAUCAAGAGCUCCAUUAGGCUUAAAAGUGCCGCCAACAUUACGGUCAACUCCACUACCACCACCUCCAGCAAACCAACGUCGCUUUGAGCCCAACUUCACUCAUGUCAAUCUUGCAACGCCACAUGGCCGGCUGAAAGUCCAUUACCCCACGAUUCUGACCCAACAGGUCUUUCAGAACACACAAAUGUGGAUAGACGUCUACCAGAACUGCGGCUACAGCUUUCAGGUGGAGGCGUUUGUCGACCGGGCUGGCCAGAUCCCCACAGUAAUCAAGUGUGGGACUUUCGCCACUCUGGAUCAGGCCAACCGUGUGGUCCUCCAGGUCUUUUCAGAAGACAGCAAGUCGCUCAUGGCCGAGCGAUAUGAGAAGAUGGUCUUUCGAGAGACGAACGAAGUACCUAGUAGUGGUCACUGGACAGGGUAUUGUUUCGGGGUCUACCAUCCCGUUCUCCGGCUGUGGGCAAAGCAGGAGCAGCUAUGGAGCUUUCGCGUCGAGGCUACGAUUUCACCAAGGGAUGUGUCAGUGUAG